CGCGCGCCGCCCCUGUCGGCCCAGUGUCGGCUCUGACGUCGCGGGGAGCGCUCGUCGCUUCAUGCUCCGAACGACCGAACGCGCCGAAUGUUUUCGUAUCUGGAUUAAUAAACGUCGAUGCUUUGUGUUAUAAUUCCGAAUGAAAACCGACUAGAAAUGUUUUGAGUUAGUUAUCAGUGUGUGUGUAAAUAAGCUAUCAUAGUGUGUGUAGUGGUAAUGGUGUGAUUAGUGCGCGCUGACACGAGAUGGCGUUGAAAGCGGUUUUGAUCAUUCUCGUUUUGGCCGUCGUUGGGGGCGGACGCGCUGCUGCUGAAAGAGAUCACGCAUCAGCGAUAGUAGGCACCACAGCGCGCCUGCGAUGCCGCAUCGACGGACGUUCCUGCGGCGCCAUGCAUAGCAUCAAGUGGUAUAAGUCUGAGUCACGGCUUUAUGUGUAUUCUAUAUCGGGGAACACGGCUAUUGAUAGGCCGGAGGGGCCUAUGAAAGACAGAGUAACAAUAUCGUACUCGAAGAACAUGACGUACGCCGAGCUGGUCAUCAAUGACGUGAAGCCUGAGGAUGAGGGGGUCUACCGCUGCGAGAUCACCUACCUUCAAGUUGGGGAGGACUGCAAUACUGUGCAGAUCACAGACUUUCAUACUUAUAUAAAACCGAAAUCAGUGGAAGUGGUAACCGGUGAUGGGAAGGCCCUAUCUGAUGGUGCCGUCUUCGGACCUCUACUGGAGCGAGCCAAGGUCAACAUCAGCUGCACCGUGCACGAGGGGAAACCUCAGCCCAAGGUCGUUUGGUACUUCAGGAAGAAUAGAGGAGAUGACCUGAAGGAGCUGAAUGGUGAAACAGUGACUCCAGAUAAUUCCACCAUCACUCGUAUGCUGCUCCUCACGGUGACUCGCGAGGAGUUGGGGGGAGAGCUCACCUGCGUGGUCAGCUCGGCGGCCCUGGAUGCUGACAUUGUCAAGAAGAUUAAGCUGGAUGUUAGAGUGCCCCCCAACAAGACGGUGAUCACGGGAGUCAAAGACCACGCGACACAAGGCACGAUCCUGACCCUCACCUGCACUGCAUCAGGCGCCAGACCUGCUGCCAAGAUCGACUGGUUCAACGGUACCCAGAAGCUGGAUCUACAGGAAAGGAAUAUUUAUCAAAAGGAUGUCGAAACGGAGGACACCACAUUCGAGACUAAAUCCAACUUUACGUUUGAGGCGACGAGGUUCGAGAACGGACAGAAAUUCCACUGUGAAGCUUCAAAUGAAGUGACUGUGGAGACCAAAGACCAACCUAUGCACGCUAAGAUGGAACUGGAGAUUUGGUAUCCUCCUAUCGUGCGAGUAGAACCGAAGAAUAUAACAGUGGUGGAAGGGGCGAAACUACUUCUCAAAUGUGAAUACGAGAGCAAUCCUUCUUCUUUGAAUAGUGUUAUUUGGUACCGCAACGGAGAAAGAGUACCGGUCCACAACACGAGCCACUACGAAGGUGGUACCACUGACCAGCACUCGCUGAUCAUCUUGAAUGCCAAUGGAGAUGAUAUGGGCAACUAUACCUGUCUGCUUGGCAAUGCUGUGGGGAAUGGCACCAGUGAAGACAGUAUUGAUGUUAAUGUUCUUUUCAAACCCCAAGUCCGGCUGACGAUGAGCUCCCCAAGCCCAAUCUUAGAGACAGACCACAAGAACGUGACCCUGACCUGCGAGGUGGUGUCGGGAAACCCUCCCAUUCUGGAUGAAGUCAUCUGGUUCCUGGAUGGAGAGGUCCUGAAACAUCUGCCGGAAUGCAACGAUACUGAAGGCGAAGAAAACCUCUGCAACGAAGUGGACCCAUCGAUGCUGCUGCUACAAGAUACCACUAAGAGUUUCCACGGCAACUACUCCUGCAAGGGUAAGAACUACGCUGGAUGGGGCAACGUCAGCGCAAAGACUGAGCUGGUUGUCAACUAUCCACCUGGUCCAGCCAAGCUGACGUACUCUCCGUGGCGCGUAGUGAAGGGCAAGAGUUUGGUGCUCAGCUGCAGCAUUAAGGAGAGAGGACGACCUGAGGCACAUCGUUUCCGUUGGACGCGCGGCGGUCGUCCCGUCAGCGACAUCGUCUCUCAGAACUGGACGAUCGACCCGGUGACGCUGGACCACCGCACCAACUUCUCGUGCUGGGGGAUCAACGCGGGAGGCGGAGGGGAACCGGCCUAUACUUCCAUUGAUGUGCUCGCUCCACCAAGCUUCAAAUACGCAAUGAACCAUUACAGCGGUGCUUUGUACAAGUCACAGAACAUCUCCCUAUCCUGCACAGUAGAGUGUGCCCCGCUGUGCAGCGUGCAGUGGCUCAAGGACGGCCAGGUCAUCGACCCCGACAAAACUGAUCGCUACUACGUUAUAGAGAGGAAGAUCGAGCCUCAAGUCAAUAGGAACGACUUUGAAGCUACUGAGUCUACGUUGCACUGGAACAUGUCGGCCUGGCCGUCUCACGCGCUGGACCGCGCGGCCGACACGGCGAGCUACACGUGCCGCUCCUCGCGCAACCUCGCCGGGCCCGCCGUCAACAGCACCACCAAGUUCGCUGUCGAGUAUGAACCUGAAAACAUUACGGUGACGCCCAAAGUAGUGCAAGUGACUGAAAAUGAAAUACCAGCCAAAGUUGUGUGUUCUGCUAGAGGUUUCCCAAUGCCCUCCUACUCCUGGCGUCGCGAGCACCCCAGCAAGGCAUUGAGCAAGGAGCAUGGCAACCAGUCACUCACACUCUCGUCAUCCAACACAUUACUGCUGGGCCCAGCUCAACGUCGCGACGCUGGGAACUACGUCUGUGAAGCGUAUAACAGACACGGAUCUGUUAAUACUACUGUUUUCUUGGAUGUUUUGUUUAUUCCUGAAUGCGGUAUCAAACAGAGUGAAAUGGAUGGAUACCAAGUACUUGUUUGCACAGCACAUGCUAACCCUGCGGCGGUCUCAUUCUCCUGGAAGUUGAAGAACGACAACGACAGUUUAACCGACGAGAAGAUCUGGCAGCAAGGCAUACACAGCUACCUGCGUCUGAGCUCCAGCGUCGAGGUCUACAGAACUUACCUCUGCUACGCGAACAAUAGUGUCGGCAUGUCCAGGGCCUGUGAGAGGGAUGUUAUGGCCAACUUGGAAAGUUUUGGUACAAAAGUCUGGUGGCGUGACCAACAGAAGCUCAUCCUCAUUGGAGGGAUAGCCCUAGCUAUCCUUGUCAUCACCGUGAUUCUUUGCAUCAUCAUCAUCUGCAUCUGCCGGCGAAUGAGGGCCAAAUCUAAGUACAAUAAUCCCGUCGAAUUAGAGGAGCGCGAGAAUCCUGACGGUAGCUGUAUUAACGAGGUGUCGAUAGCUCAGUCUAUAAUAUCACAAGCAUUGCCUGCUUUAUCGCCUCGUCUAAACCUGUCGUUUAGCCCAAAGACAUCAGACAGAACAAGAUUGGUUGACUCCCAAAGCUACCCGCACAACUUAGAAAUGAACAAAAUAGAAGACAAACCAACUGAACAAAAUACUACCCAAUCAGAAACGAAUCAAGAGACAGAACUACAGACGCCCAAAACUGAACCUAAAGCUGACAGCAAUAAAGGUCAAACUGUAGUGACACCCAGCAAAUGGCCUUUGAAACCAGGUGUCUUAGUACACGUCAAUUCGAAUCAUACGCUUAGUCCUAAAAAUCAAGCGAGAUUGCAAACUAAUGCUGAAGAAUCUAAUUUGGGACUGUUAGAAAGAAAUAAGCCUGAAGAAAAGUCUCCGCCUAAAGUUGAAUAUUCUAAAAAGGAUGGAAAGCCAAGACAAAAUGUUGUGACGGGUAUAUUUAAGAAUCUACGAAGGAAAAGUGAUGAUUCCGAUGACGAUAGUGGAAAAUAUAAGAAGAUUAACAAAAGUAAUAAAAGGGCAAUGUCUUUAGUCAAUAUGAAUAAACCGGGAUAUGUCGUACAUAAGAAUAGAUUACGAUCUCUGUUUCAAAGUGAAAAACCUAAUAUUAUCGUGACUGAAGGAGUUGUGUCGUUCAAAAGGCCUGAUAGGAUAGUCACAACUAGUGCCAAAGUUAAGCCUUUUAGUGAUGAAGAGCCGAGAAAUACGAGAAAGAGGAAGAAACCAGGUGACAGCCCACCUACGAAUGGCGUAGAUAAUGCGGCAAAUGGCAACCUUGGAGCGGACAACCCGGGUCUCUAUGAGAACCUACCGUUCCACGGACUACAACAACCCCCCAAUAAGCCUGUACAAGCGAUCCAACCUAGAGUUGUCGAAACAAACCCUAAAACGUCCAAAGGAAUUGAAGCUUUACAAAAACAAUUGACUACUAACCCAUCGUUCACACCAAGAUUGGUUUGCCCACCAUUUGUACAAAAUGCUAUAGGAUACCCCAUGGCUUCUAAUUCACAAUACUCUUAUGGGAUUCCAGUAUUAUCUCCAAUACAACAAAUGUAUCCUUUACAUCAGACAGUUUUACUAAAUCCUUAUUUGCCUCCAAUGCAACCUUCAUACUUAAAACAAUUCCCAACAAUAGACGAAGAAAUCCCUGAAGGUGACAAAAGAAAAUUCUCAUCCCUAAACACGAGGAUUCAGAGAAAGCCACCACAGUUCCAAUCAAUGAGAGUUGUUAGAAAACGUAAUAUCGAAAGAUUUUAUCCAAACACAGAAUACGGAGAGAAUUUCAAUGAAAUCAAUAAUAAUAAGAAUGAAAACCCUUCACCUGUUGCCGAAGAUUCGAUAUAUGUAAACUGUCCGUCUUUACUUAAAGUAAAAUCUAACAUUAGUGGAGUAGAACAAUUUGAAAACCUAACAGAUUCCAUUCAAGUGUGUGAUGAAACAGAACUGAAUAAAUCAACCACUUCUCUAAACAGACCAGUUCCUGCACCGCGAACAAAAAUAUCACCUUUUUCUUCACCUGCAAAAACUGAUCACGUUUACGUAAAUCUUUCUAUGCCUUUGAUUAAUACAAAAUUUUCAAAAUCCAUUGAUACUAUUGAUGCUCCUGUGCGACCAACAAAAUCUGCCGAAGAUAUCUCUAAAACCAAGUUCGAAUUGUGUAAGACUGAUGAACAAACUGAACAAGAAGAAAGUGAUGAAGAUAAGGGUAAUGAUGAAAACCCUGAUAUCUCUAAACCAAAUAUUAUAGGAGCUACUCCUAAAAGAAAUCUCUCAAUUACACUACCAUCUACUUCUUUAGUUAAAUCUGUGGUGAAGCAAUUGAACGAUGAGGGUAUAAACAAAGUUGGGUUGCCAAAGAAGCAAGUGAUACCUCCGAAUAAGAUGUUACAAAUACCAAAAUUGACGGAGAAACCGGUGCCAAAGCGAUCAGUAGUCAAACGUAGUCAUUCAGUACAAAGUACAAUAACAGUGGAUAGUGAUAACGGUCAGAAUACUAACAUACUCCAACAACAGUACAUGCAAAAACGUAACCACUUCACAAACUUAAGCAACAAAGGGAAGAAUAAGAAAAACUUUCAAAUACCGCUCCAAAAACAUCAUAGCUUUUGUUACUUCCAACCUAUUAGAGUAGACAAGCGCAUCCCAGUAGACCAGGAGAGAUCUUACAACAAUACUAUAGGACCUCUUAUUUAUCAGCCUUCGGAAGCACAAUACUACACAAAAACAUUAAACAGGACGAGAGAAAAGAACAGCCAAAAGUUAAACCGCUUAAAAAAGUCUGAAAGCUUAAGAGAGAAGCUGUCCUGUGUCGGCGUUUACGAUAACUAUCAGAAACCCGAUUACCCUGAACCAGAAUACAAUGAGUCUGAAAGAAAGUCAUACUUGCAAUUGCUUAAAGGCAACUACAUAUCAAACUCAACGAGAAACUUAGGUCCCGAGAAUUUCAGCUCGAAUUACUCGGGCACGAAAGAUGACAAGCCUAAACAAAAAAAGUUAGUGUACGCUGAUUUAGCUUUAGGUAAUCAUAAUAUGAAGUUUAAAAACACCGUCAAUUCAAAUAGACAUUUGUAUGAUACGUAUACAGUAGGUUCAGAUAGUACUAACAAAGAUACUAACAGUAGCUAUAAGAAUAUGUCUAGUAAUCAGAGAAAAAGUGGUCACUCGCAGCCUAGAAGUGACUAUGCUACUCUCAAAUUCAAUGAGAUCGAUGUCUGAAAGGUGAGUUUCAACGUUUUUAUUAAAGCUUUUAGUUUUAAGAAUGAUUCUGUGGACAAGAUUAAUAAUGGCUUUAAAACUUCUGACAGACAUAUUAAGAAAUAUAUAUAUUUUUUUAAUAUAUAGAUUAGUAACAACAAUUUUAUUGUCACAUUAAUCUGUCCACGGAAUCAACAAAUGCAUAAUUAAAAUCAAUACCAAAAUUAUAAUCAAGACAAAUCUCUAUUAUCUAGAAAUUAUCAAAAAUCUUAAUCAUUUAAUAA
Molecule: messenger RNA, 6325 nt
Organism: Helicoverpa zea (corn earworm)
Lineage: Eukaryota; Metazoa; Arthropoda; Insecta; Lepidoptera; Noctuidae
Gene: nrm
Product: hemicentin-1
Exons: 30
Coding region: 246-6062 (1938 amino acids)
Biological process (GO): cell-cell adhesion
Cellular component (GO): cell-cell junction; immunological synapse; tetraspanin-enriched microdomain
Molecular function (GO): cell adhesion molecule binding
Source: RefSeq, a predicted model, not a curated record